Molecule: messenger RNA, 7011 nt
Organism: Condylostylus longicornis
Lineage: Eukaryota; Metazoa; Arthropoda; Insecta; Diptera; Dolichopodidae
Product: probable Rho GTPase-activating protein CG5521
Exons: 11
Coding region: 256-6225 (1989 amino acids)
Biological process (GO): regulation of small GTPase mediated signal transduction; positive regulation of GTPase activity
Cellular component (GO): cytoplasm; nucleus
Molecular function (GO): GTPase activator activity
Source: RefSeq, a predicted model, not a curated record
CUACGAUCAAAACCAGGGGUCAAAAGAAUAGGUAAAUUUCCUAAUAUAAAAUUCAGCUGUCAAAAGUGAAAACAUUAAUGCUUGAAUAAAAGAAAAUAUAAAUAAAAUCAAACUAAUUUUUAAGCAUAUCCCAAUGUAAAUAUAAUUAAGUAAUGGUGCAAAAGUGGUUAAAUUAAAAGAAAAACUUAACUUUCUCAAAGUAGAAGUAAGUUAAUUUUUAGUCAUCAGCGGCCAUUACUGGAUAAAUAGGUAAAAAUGUUUACAAAAAAAUCGCAUGCUGAUGUGAAAAAAUCUACACUGAAAAUUCAGGAUUAUAAAAAAGAUUCUGCAACGAGAUUAAGGCAUUUAAAAACAAUAUUAGAUUUCGUUGAUUUGGAUGAAGCAAAAUCGGUUUUUGAAACGAAUUAUAGUCAUGUGUAUUAUAUUUUAUAUGAUACAUUUGUACAGGCUGAAGCUAAUUUGAAGCAGAGAGAACUUCCUUUUCAUAUUGUGCACAAGGCUCAUAAAGAAGAAUUAGAAGGAUCCUUAUGGUUGUUAGGUAAAAUAUUGUGCUUACUCCCAGAAUUACUAGCUCGUCGUUGGCAAUGUCAUUCACUAAGUUUAAUUAUUGGAAAACUACUUCAUCCAGGAAAUAGCGCAAAACUACGAAAAGAGGGUGUAAAGUAUUUCUUGCUUUGGUAUCAAGCUCUUGGUAGAAAUGCUCCACCAUAUGUACAUUCUAUGUUUUCUGAGCUAGUGCCGGGGCUAAUUAUACCUCAAAAAGGUUUAUCCGGUCCUUCUUCGGAGGUAGAAUUUAACACCCCAGAUUUUUUAAGCCAUCCCAAUAUGAAGGGAGAACUUGGCGGUUCAGUUUUUCAUGAUAACUGCGUUCAUCCCGUACAGUGUGGCGAAAAAGGUCCUCUUCUACCACCAUCGUCAAAUGAAAGAUCUGCCCCAGAUCCGCGUGAUGGUUUGGAUAUUUUACUGACCUCAAUGGUUCAUACAACAGCCUGUUUGAAAUGGCGUGAGCAAAGUACACAGCGUCAUAUGAAGUGUUUCGAAUUCUUGUUGGAACGAUUUAAAGAAGUCUAUCUAACAGUUUUUUGUCCGCAUUUUGAUAUUAGAACUUCAAUCUACGAACCAAAAUUAGAUUUACCUUUGAUCAGAACAACUAGUAAAAAAGAUGAAGUUAUGUCAUCUUGCAUUGUCGUUCUCAUAAAUUGGUUAUCAAGAUUUACUCAUGAAAAAUUGUUAAACAGUCGAUUGGAGCAUGUUCAAAUAGAAGAAGAAGAAUAUUCAACUCUACUGGCCAACCCUCGUUUUAUGGCAUACGCACAAGGAAUAAUUGUACGAGAUGUAUUAUAUAUGAGCAGAGAAAAUGUGAAUUUUGUCCAUGAAGUUUAUCGGCAAGCAUUUUUACUAGGUUUUUCGACAAAAUCUCAAAUUGAGGCGAUUCGAACUUGUAUUGCAGUAUAUAGGGAUUGGAUGACAGGUCAACCUCCUCCUCCAUUUUUAUUAGAACCAACUGAAGAAUUUAUUAAUAGAAAAUCUACCGAAAAUGGCACUGCAGUUAAUCAGAGAUUGCGUACUGACUCGUAUUUGGGUGCAAUUUCUAAAGAAAACUAUUCAGUGCGUGCUGGUUUACAAAAUGUUUUACAAGUUUUUGUAACAAACGCUUCAAAUGUAUUUUUAAUAAACACGGCGCAUCUCAAUAUUGUUUUUCCUUCAAAAUCUCGAGAUUAUCGUUCAUCGCCGCUAAAUGAGCAAACAGAUAUAUGUAAAAAAGUUUUGAAUGUUUAUCGAACUAUGGUUAUGAAUACACGCAUGGAACCAAGAACUUGGGAGCAAUUAUUGCUAGUUCUGUUACAAAUAACUUCAGUAAUUUUAAGUCAACCACCACAAUCUAAAUCAGCUAGUUUAGGUGGUCGGCUUGGGCAAGCAAUAUUUCAAACAUUAAUCGUUACUUGGAUUAGAGCACAUACAAACGUUCCUGUAAGCCCACAGCUUUGGGACAAAUUUUUAGGAGUCUUAACCAAUUUAACUUAUCGAGACGAGUUGAUAAUAGAGUGGGACAAAACAAUGCAAACAUUAACGAGAGUCUUAGCAAGAUACGUCUACAAUUUGAACCUGCAAGAUUUACCUCUAGAUCGUUUAGCGGAAAGCAAAGGAAAGAGACGUCGUUUUGGAAGUGUUUGGCAAAGUACCGGAAAUAGUCGUGACGCUCGAACUGUAGCAGCUGAUAAUCGUAAACCAGAUGAAGAUUCCCAAAUUCGGGAUGAAAAUAGUGCUGGUGUACCUUCUUUACAAAGUCAGCAUUCUGUUCCAGGACGAAGUGCUCCUGGAACUCCGGCCUUAAAUCGUAGUUACAGCGAAGGGUCUUUAGCAUCGACUGUCAUGCAUGGAAAUAGGAAGAAUCGUCUUCAUAAGCAUCGUAUGAAACAUUCGAGCAAAGUACCAACUUUAUCAAGCAGUGUUGAACACUCUUUGAAUUUAAUAUUAGCUCAAAAUAAUUCGGAAACAGACUUUAGUGUUAGUGUAGAAACUUUGAGUACAAAUAAAGAAUCUCAGAGUUGUGUUCGUAAAAGCACGCUUGAAAAUAGAAGAGAGACAUUCCGUAGAGCAAUGUCUUUAGAUUCUUUGCAUAUAAAAAAAACAGCUAACUGUGAAAAUGAACUUAACGUCGAUGAUGAAAAUGAAAGUGUUCAUGGUUCCCGAAGUCCUUCACCCACUGCUUCUAGUGGUAUUGAAGGCGGUUCUAUUAAAGAUUCCCCUAUUCAAAUCGAUUGUUUAGCAGUAGAUAAUUCCAGUGUUGAUACUCAAGAGGAUAUUGGAAAUUCCUUAGACAGAAGAUCGAUAAUAUCAGGUGGAACAGCAACGGGUUGGCUGCCAGAUUCUGCUGCCAUUAUGUGGAAGAGAAUGUUAGGUUCAUUAGGAGACGUAAACAAAAUACCCAAAUCAGAACUGCAUGCGCAAGUUUUUAAGCAUUUAGUUGACAUGACAAUUAAUUUAAUUAAAAUUAAACAAAAUCAAGGUAUAUCUCAUGACAAUCAAAGUACACCCGCUCCUCCCUCACUGGUUCCACCAAUUGGAAUAGUGUCUCCUUGGUGUUAUGGCGCUUUGAAACUAGAUUCGCAGUUCAAAAAAGGGAAGUUAUGGGCUGUUCAAUUACUAUGCAUGUUAGUCGUUAAUGGAUCCAUAACUACUAUAAGCCAGCUAUCUUUGUUUUACAAUGUGUUACAUAAACUAUUAACUGGAGAGGAUAGGGAUAUGAUAUAUGUAAUAUUAAAGUACUUGGAAGGUCCACGAUUUUUAAGUAUUUUGUUACCUGGACACACGUUGCUGUAUUUGGAUAUAGUCCAUGCAUCUGCAAUUUUGUUAACUUCUUUUGAAACUGGUCGUCAUACACCAAGGGCCGAAGUCGCUUCACUUUUAGGGUCCUUAUUAUGUUACCCAGCAUCCGUCAUUCCAAAGCCAGUAUUACAGCCCUCAGAAAAAAUUGAAUUAAUGGAAUGCCCUGAUUUACAAAAUCAUGUUCUUAAUAUAAUCCUAAGAUGUGCCCGGCGUGAACCAUCUUCGAAGGCACGUUGCAUUGCUUUAGCUCAACUUGGUCAGUGGAUCUUGCAAAAAUUAUCAGGUCCUUUGUUAACAAAAAAAGGGUUUUUGCAAAAUAUUCCUCAUAAAGCAAAUAGUCCUGUACGAGAGUCGCGCCAUUUCAAUCCACGGAUAAAGGAGGUUGUUCUUGUUUUAUUGCAAGCUUUGCAAUUCAAACAUAGAACUAUUGCAAUUGCAGCUUGUAACUCUUUAAAAAUUUGUGCAGAAAGAGCAAAAGAACUAGCAUACAUCGAAAGAUUACCACAUUUAAUUAUUAAAGCGAUAUGUAAAGCCUUAGAAAUUCAAAACGUAUCCAAUCCUAAAGAGGCUGAUAAAACUGUUAUAACAUCUCUUAUUUUGUGCCUUGGUGAAUUUUGUAUGGCGUUUCCAUCGGAUUUACUUACUCAAUCAACUGAUGAAAAUGAUGAUAUUUUAAUAUUGACAGUUUUAAAAACCCUACAUGUAAUAGCCUCUGGUUCACGAAAUGAUAGGAUCAAGCUGUUGACAGCUGAUGAAGAUUUCGAUAUGACAAUACUAUGUGAUGAUGUAGACAAUGAAUUUAAAUCUAGCACUGAAGCAAAUUAUCAGACAACUGAAACAAUACAGAACUGUGUGCAAGCAAUUCGAUUAUGUGCAAAGGGCGUUGCAAUGCACUUAUUUACACAUUUAGGUCACUUUCCAAUGGGAAUCGGUGCAUCUCGACUUAGUUCAAUGGUUGAAGAGCAAGAUGAUGUGCAAUUAAAUUUAUUACAAAUGACGACAAAUGUAACUCUUCAGGAAGAAAGAAGGGAUUCAGUGGAUUUGGGAGCACCUCAAGUACUAAAUGCCCAAAAUAUCCAAAUUUUCAUGUUAAAUAAUGGAUUAGUUUCAAGUUUUGUGGAAUUACCAGCCUUAAAACUACCAGGUGGCGGAGCUACUGCUGGAUUAGUGACUGCUGAGAAACAGGUGCGUGUUUUGCUUCGGGAUUUAAAUGGAAAAGCAUGUUGGGAUGCAUCAAUUUUGUAUAGUGAACCCAAAGGAUCUAGAGUAACUAACAACUUAAAUAAUGCGGGAGCUAUGCCAAUUGAUAGCGCGUAUGGUCAUUUUCAAAUUGGAAGUAAUUUUAAUAGCAAAAUGAUGCCAAAUUCAAGCGUUCCUCUGGAUCCAUUAGUUUCUACGAUGGUUGGAAUGGAAAUUUCCGUUCCAAGACAUACAUUGAGACAUCGACCCCCAAAUGAGUUACCAUUGGCUAAAGAUAUUGCUCCGGAUCUUGAUCAAUUAGAUGAUCUCUUGCAAUACAUUGGGCACACAUCUCCAGAGUGUCUUUCCGGCACUACUACUAAUUUAAAUAUGCCAGGUCCAAGUCCUUUAGGUGCACCUACAGAGGCGCAAGCCAUUUCAAUAAUAUUAAAUCAACGAACUGUUGAACAAGAGUAUGUUCAGAGACAAAAUCAAAAUUUAUUAUUGCAAAGAGAACGUUUGCCUUCCUUUCAAGGAAGUGUGUCUGGGGGUGUUCCAGACGGUGCUUCGUUAUCAUCCCUUUCUUUUGAAUCAUAUAAUACAUCAGUUGGAAGCUUAUCCAAAAAUGAUGUUGCCUUCCAAUAUUGCCGACUUUUGUUUAGCCAUCUUGGUUUAGCUGGAUGGGAAAGACGUCAACACACCUAUUUGCUAAAACGUACUGAAAAGCUUUUACGCGAACUUCGAAAUGUUGAUUUACAGAAAUGUCGUGAAACACACAAAAUGGCUGUGAUAUAUGUAGGAGGUGGGCAGGAAGAUAAAAACAGUAUUUUACGGAAUUCAUGUGGUAGUAGUACUUAUGAGAUGUUUGUGUCAGCACUUGGGUGGGAAAUUGAAUUAGAAACUCACAAUGGUUUUUUGGGUGGACUCCCAAGACAAGGUUGUGGCGCAACGGCUCCAUAUUAUGCAACACCUUUUUUGGAAGUUAUUUUUCACGUAGCUACACGGAUGCCAACAGAUUCUCCAGAAGCUAUUCUAACGAAAACGCGACAUUUAGGUAAUGACGAAGUUCACAUCGUUUGGAGCGAACACCAUCGUGAAUACCGAAGGGAUAUAUUACCUACAGAAUUUUGUGAUGUGUUAAUUGUAAUAUAUCCACUAAAAAGCGGUUUAUUUCGUAUUACUGUUAAUAGAAAACCAGAUGUCCCUUGGUUCGGACCUUUGGCAGAUGAAAGUGUUAUUAGCGGAGCAUGUCUAGCUAGUUUAGUACGAGCAACCGCUAUAAAUGCUGGCCGAGCAAAGCGUUCUUCUUUACCGUUUUACCAACAAUUCUAUGAAGAACGUAAUAGAUCGCUUGAAGCAGUAUCUUCACGUUAUAAAGAUAGUACAACAUUUGAAGAAUUUGUGGCUAGAAUAUAUAGCCCAAUUCCAAGCACACAAUCUUUAGGUGGAAAUAAUGCUCCAUUAGCUGCAGCUUUAAUUGAUCAUCACCGAUCAUCGCUCAAAGGAUGGCUACAAAAUUCCGAUGCUAAUAUGAAAGAUAUUACCCAAAAUCAAAUGAUGGCAAAUUCAAGUCAAAAUUCUUCGGCUUCCGUUGAUAUACCAUCGCCAAGACCGUCUAGAAAAUUACAUCCAUUCAAGUCAAUGCCAAAGAAAUCAUUGCAACAAGGUGGAACUCCGCCAGAAAGUCCCACAUUACCAGGACGCAAAUUUAAAUGAGCUUGAAAAAGAACAAAUGACAAAGAAAAAAUAUUUGAUAUGAAUAAUUGAUUAGCCUAUAGUAUUUUUUAUUAACUAUUAUUGUUAUAUAUUAGAGUCUUUUCUCCUCGACAUUAAAGCAUUUUAAUUUAUUAACAUUCCAAAAAAAAUAAAAAAAAAUAAAAAAAAAAAAUUAAAAAAAAUUCUCUAUAAAAAUACAAUAAACAAAAAUAUAUUGCUGUAAAGUAUAAAUUUUCCGAUCAGAAUAAAAAACAACGUAAAUUUAAUUGCAAUAAUUUUUAUUAAAUAAUUUUAGUAACAAAGAAUAUUAGGAACAAAAAAUAUAUAUAUAUAUAUAUAUAUUGCGUAACAUAAAAAUUAAUUUAAAAAUUUAAUAUAAAUUGUAGUGCGUAUGUAAGUCAGUAACUAAUUUAUUAUCUAAAAAAAAAACCUUUAUUUUAUUAGAAAUUUAAGUGCUCACAAAUAGGUUCAUUCAUGGUGAUUAUGAACUUUACAAAUUCAAUGUAUACACAUUAUAUAUAAAAAAAUAUAUAAGAUUUUUGAUACACACAAUGUACAACUUUUCUGAAAAAUUAAAAAGUUACGCACUACUUAAUACGUAUACAUAUGUUUAUGUAGACAUGUGUACAUAAUAACAGAAAUUUAAAAAAUUGACCGUUACUUACUUGUUUUAUUUUACUAAUCUCUGUCAAUUUAAAGAAAAUUAAUUAUAUUUAAACAUGUAAAAAAACGAAAAAGAAAAAAAAAGCAAGUUAACAAAAUGUAUUUAUUAACUUUUUAUCUGUU